AUGAAUUCCCGCCUCGACACACGAUCUGCGCAAACGCGCAAGCGCAUCGAGAACCAUAACUUUGAAGAUGAAGCCGGCGAUGAAUACGAAGCCUCAAAGUUCGGCGGCCACAGAGAAUACAUGCGCCGGAAGAGGAUCAAGUUGCAGAAUUUGGACUCUGAGAUUCGCGCUCGAUCUGACAAUCCACCUAUUUUCAAAGGCAUCGUUGUCUACGUCAAUGGCUACACUCAACCCUCACUGAAUGACCUUCAUACUAUGAUCGUCGCCCAUGGUGGUGGCUUUGCGCAAUACCUGGAUGGCAAAACUUUUGUGACACACAUCGUUGCGAGCAGUCUCACGCCCAAGAAAGCUGUCGAGUUCAAACGAUAUAGAAUUGUCAAGCCUGCUUGGAUCGUUGAUAGCAUUGCAGCUGCAAAGUGCCUGCCAUGGGAUAACUAUCGUGUCGUGGACGAAGGCGUCGGUCAGAAAGUGCUGGCCUUUAACAAUGGUCAAAUCUCAAGUCAAGUUAACAGACACACAAGAGGCUACAGGGAUCAAUCCGACAACAGCUGGUAUACUAGCCAGCUUAAAGGUUUGCAAACAGCUGGUGCUAGCCAGACGUCUUCACCUAGGCCUUCAUUCCUCAAAGAUCCAGGGGCACCCACUAAGCCUCCGACAUUAACACCCGAAUAUGAUGGUAUUCAUGAUUCAGAUCUUGAGGCACUGGAUAAAGACAAGGAUGAUACGUCAGACCAGUUAGAAUCUGCUUUAAAAGCACGAGAGCCGCUUGACCAAGCACCGCAGACUCCCCCGCGUACCAGCUCUGCUGAAGAAAAUGUCGAGCCAGACUCGGUGCCACCUCACUCCACGUCGCCCUAUGGUCAGGACGCUUCUGCUCCAAGUUGCAAAGAACAGACAAAUACUCGGGAAGCAGAGCCUCAGCCGAAAGCCACCGAGUUGACUGCGGAGGAGCACAACGCCAUUCUCCUUGCUGACCCGCGUCUUCGUAAAUCGACUGUCGUCAAUCCAGAAUUUCUCGAACAGUAUUACCGUGAAUCACGGUUGCAUCAUCUGUCAACCUGGAAGGCAGACCUGAAAUCGCAACUUCAGGCGCUCACAAACGAAAAAUCUGCUUCUCAAAAGACUCGUCAGAAACGUCCUGUUGGUGCUCGUCGUUAUAUCAUGCACGUAGAUUUCGACAGCUUCUUCGCCGCUGUUUCAUUGAAAAAGCAUCCGCACCUCAAAGACAAGCCCUGUGUAGUAGCUCACGGCACCGGUUCUGCUGGUGGAAACGGGUCUGAGAUUGCAUCUUGCAACUAUCCUGCGAGAGACUUUGGAGUCAAGAACGGAAUGUGGAUGAAAAGAGCUCAAGAGCUGUGUCCUGAUCUCAAAGUUCUUCCAUACGACUUUCCAGCCUAUGAGGAAUCAAGCAGGCAAUUCUACUCCGCCAUUUUGGAGACGGGAGGCCUAGUUCAAAGCGUAAGUGUAGACGAAGCGCUCAUCGAUAUCAGCACGCAAUGUAUAGCCGUUGGCGGCACUGAUGGCGUCCGUCGAUCUGAGGGUAGCAACUAUCGUGAGCAGUCUGAGGCUGACCGCAUUGGUCUGGAACUUCGUGAAGAAGUUUUGAAGCGGACUGGGUGCAAUGUAUCAGUCGGCAUUGGGAGUAACAUAUUGCUUGCCAAAAUCGCCUUGCGCAAGGCAAAGCCGGCAGGACAAUUUCAGCUCAAACCUGAAGAAGUCCUCGAUUUCAUCGGUGCUCUCGAAGUGCAAAGCUUACCAGGCGUCGCCUAUAGCAUUGGCGGCAAGCUAGAGGAGAUUAGCGUCAAAUACGUCAAAGACAUUCGUGAGCUCUCGAAGGAGAAGCUAGUAAAUACGCUUGGUCCAAAGACAGGCGAAAAGAUAUGGGAGUACAGCCGAGGUAUUGACAGAGCUGAAGUUGGCGAACAAGUCGUCCGCAAAUCAGUGUCAGCUGAUGUCAACUGGGGCGUACGCUUCGAGAAUCAAGAGCAGGUCGAUGAGUUCAUGGUCAGUCUCUGCGGCGAGCUGCAGAAGCGACUGAUCAAGGAGAAUGUCAAGGGCAGACAAUUGACCGUCAAAGUCAUGCGACGGUCUCCUGACGCUCCUCUCGAUCCUCCAAAGCAUCUCGGACACGGCAAGUGCGACACCUACAACAAGAGUAUUCAACUGGGCAUCGCAACCAACGACAGUGCCAUCAUGAUCAAAGAGGUCUUGACCGUGAUGCGCAGUUUCGGUUUCAGUCCUGGAGAACUUCGUGGAAUAGGCAUUCAGAUGACCAAGCUGGAACCACUAAAGGCUGGCGCAGAUGGUCGCGCUGACAGCAGUCAACCACGUCUACAAUUCAAAGCAGCUCAAACCACAAGACUGAAGCUGAAUACUGCUUCCGAGACCGAGCCAGCUGAAGAUCCUAUCACAGAUGACAUAAAAACGCCAAAGAGGAACAAAGUUCGCGACGUUGGCAGCUCGAGCUUNUUGAAUAACAUCGUCGCCGAUCAAUCUCCUAGUAAACGACCCCUGAACAUCUAUGGCACGCAAUUUGCACUCCCAACUCAAGUCGAUCCCAGUGUACUUGCUGAACUGCCAGAAGAGAUUCGAGCCAGACUCAUCAGACAUUCACGCCCAAAGCAGAUCCCGAACAACCAGGAUGAUGGUCGUAACAGCCCAAUACCAGCAAAGAAACCGCCCCGAGCAGCUUCGGCAGCGACUAUUUUGCCCAAUCAAUCGCAACUCGAUCCAGAGAUCUUAAAUUCGCUCCCUGAAGAUAUCCGUCGAGAUGUCAUGGCAAUGUACCAAACCACAACUACAUCACCACGCAAGGGACAAGAUCAGACGAUCCUUCCCCAGUCACCGCGAAAGAAUCGCAUCAUUGCUCCAGUCAAGAAGCUCGGUGGAAGAAAACCUCGCGGUGGAGGCUUGUUCGCCAGAGCUAGAGCCAGUAACGGCAACUCCACACUCACGCAAGCGAACUUCGUCGCAAGAGACACCGACACAGAUGACAUUAGCGCAGCAGAAGAGAUCGACGAAGACUUUCUCGCAGCUCUACCCCCUGAAAUCAGGAAAGAAGUCUUGGAUGAACGAAGAUCAGCACAACUGAGACGUUCCGGCGGCAUCGAAGCAGCAAGAUCACGAGCAGGAGGCAAAAGACAAGAGACUCCUGCCAACACGAUAGAAAGAUUCUUCCAGCUGCCUCCUCGGCCAGAGAAACCGAGCUUCACAUCUAACAAGUUGACAGAGCUUCCCGAUCUGAGGAAGGCAGUCAGAGAGUGGGUCAAGGAGUUUUGGGACGAGGUGCCUUAUUCUGAGGAUACAGCUUCUUUGGUUACGUAUUUGGUGGCUGUGGUCAAGCAAGAGAGGGAUGUGGAUAAAGCUGUCAAGGUGGCUAAGUGGCUGAGUUUGAUUGUCGAGCAAGAAGUCCUUGAGAAGGAGAUCGGGGAUGAUGUCAAAGAGGGUUGGGGGCAAGCGUGCAUGGAUGUUAAGAAAGGCGUUCAAGAUGCCAUUGUUGCGAGGGGUUUGCCAGAGGUGGAUUUUGGUUAG
Messenger RNA from Aureobasidium musti, 3531 nucleotides. The record is from the annotation of a GenBank genome assembly. NCBI's taxonomy places the organism in Eukaryota, Fungi, Ascomycota, Dothideomycetes, Dothideales, Saccotheciaceae.